Hypomesus transpacificus is the source of this 1382-nucleotide messenger RNA. Its product is annotated as cornifelin homolog B-like. Lineage: Eukaryota; Metazoa; Chordata; Actinopteri; Osmeriformes; Osmeridae. The transcript has 5 exons. The coding region runs from base 281 to 664 and encodes 127 amino acids. The record is from RefSeq and is a predicted model, not a curated record.
GUCGAAUGUAUUCUUUCAAUAAAAACUGGAUGAACCAGAUGAACACCAGUCUGGGUAUGAGCUAAACCAGUGUGUCAGCCUAAGAGUUUCUCAUUCUAUAAAACAGCACCCUUCAGUCUCCUGGGUUCAGUGUCUUCCCUUCUAGACUCUUCUCUCCAGCUUCUCCUCGGGAAAAUACACAGCUGUCUCUUCCUGUUCCAUGUGUAAGACUAUAGCUUCAGCAUGAACUGUAGCAACUACUACCUACUACAUAACUACUGAUAAGAAUCUUCACUUCAACAUGACUACAAAGAUGGUCAUUCAACAGCCCCAGGCAUUCGCCAUGGCAACGACAUCCAACCAAUGGAGCUCAGGCAUCUGUGACUGCACUAAAGACAUGAAAUCUUGCUGUUUGGCGUUUUGGUGCUUCCCUUGCUUUGCAUGUAUCACAGCGAAGGAAGCAGGAGAGUGUCUGUGUCUGCCGCUGCUUGACUGGUUCGGAGCCAUCCCCCCCGCCACCAUGUCCCUGAGAGCUUCUCUACGCCAUCGCUACGGCAUCGAGGGCACCCUAUGUAAUGACUGUCUGUACUCCGUCUUCUGUUUGCCCUGUACCUGGUGUCAAAUGUCUCGAGAGAUGAAGACCAGAGUGCAACCCAUCACCCUCAUCAAUACACGGCCUCACUAAGAACCUGGUCAUCAUUAUCAUCAUCAUCUUCAUCAUCAUAAACACACAAGCUGGAUAGCUGUGUACACACUGCCCUAUCUGUUACCACUGGUUCUGUGUCAUCUCCACUGGUAACCAUGACACAUCUCACACACACUGUCGUCAUCACACGCACUGCCAACGUCAAGACUCACAUCCCACAUGUGGCGGAUCUCCGAUCAGUUGGGUCUGGUGUGUCUCUUUCCUCCAGUCACACUGUCACGCCACACUGUUCACAGACAGAUCCUGUAUCCUGAUGGUGCACCUGUCCAGCCCAUUCCCAGCGAAUCCUGUCUAGUCUUGUGCAGCCUAACCUACCCCUUCAACAUCGCUAUUUUACUAAUGAGCUGUUCUGGUAAUUAUUCAGUUGGAUAAUGUAUCCAUUCUCUUUGCUUCCAUGCUCUGCUGAUACUGUACAGUAAAGCUCAGCAUUUAGAGUAAAACCUUUGUGAAAAUAUUGAAUAUUGUUGAAGCAGAUAUAUAUUUAACACAAAGACUUUAACCUAGAAUAAAUAUUUUGCUGAUGCUUGCCCCAUCCAUUGGUACUCUUUGGUCUAUGUAAAAUACACUUCUGUAAACAUGUUCAAAUAACAAAUCACUCAUCCAGACAGCCUCUUCUUAAAAAACAUUACAGAACCACUAUGUUUAAAAUAUUUAUUCCUGUAUCUCAUUUAUUGUAAUAAAAUAUAUCUGUAUGAGA